CAAGCACAGGCAGCCCAGAGCCAAAAAAGGCCCAGGCACCGGCUUGCGUGGGUUUGGCAGUAAGUGUGUGGCAGCUGGCACUACACUAGACUGGCUGGGAUCUGGUCGGCGGCAAAAAGGCUGCCAUCAAAGCACCAUGCUGCGAGCAAGCUCCCUGCAUGCCGCCUUCGCCGUGGGCACGAUGCUACUGGUCGUGGUCGCAACCACUGCCGCCGCGGCUGGGAACAUAGUUGUCCCACGCCUCGAGGUGACAGACUGCGUUGCGCGGAACGCGACGCCAAUCGAAGGCAGCCCGACGGUCUUCUGGUCCGAGGCUGAGCACUUCGUGGACGGCCGUGUGCGGCAGUCCGCCGCGGCGCAUUUAAUGCGGCGGUUUGGCGCGUUCAAGGAGGGUGGAGCGGUCGUUGACAUCGGUGCGGGCCGCGGCGGGCUCCGGGAGUACCUCCCACCGACCACUACGUAUGUCCCCGUCGACGUGAUGGGCUAUGAGGGUGUCCGCACCAGUGUAUAAAUCACGGUUCACGUCGCCUUCGUGCUGAAUCAUUGCGUCGACCUCCACACCAUCGACGCGACGUCUGCUCGAGUGGGUGCUGCGGCUCGACGUAGCCAUCACGGCCGCGUCGUCGCCUCUAAAGAGUCCGUGAGACACUGAACUCACUGGUCGAUUCGCACAAAGGUCCGCGCAGUAAAGUGCGACGUGAACAGGCGAGAAUUUCCGUUUGUGCUGAGACCAGACGACGCCCGCGACGGCGUCGCCGCAUUCGCUUUCUUGGGCUCCUUUCACUAUGUUCUCGACAAGCAGACGGUGCUUCACCUCUGCCGCGCUCAUCGCGGCGCGCACGUCGUUCUUGCGUACGACUUCGGCUGCGGCCACGCUGCGUCGACCUCAGCGGCGACGUACGAGUGGGUCGCGCCCCUGUCGUUCCGGGCGUUCGCCGAGGCCGCGUACAUCGCCGAUUUUGACGCGCUGUUCUUCGACGGGCCCGAAGGCGAGCCGAUGACGUGGCUCGAGGCGCAGCUGCGCUCGGAGCGCCGCGACGACGACACGUUCGCGUACGCUUAUUUGACCGCGCGGGGCACGCUGCCCGUACCCGCACCCAAGGCGACGAUGCGUGCCGGGUACUCCAUCACUUCGAUAAUUCGCGUGCCGGGCUCCAACAUCCGUGCCUCGACCGACGCCGUCGUCGCUGCCUCCCUCGCGGCAGGCAACACGCCGUGCUGGUUCGAGCUCGAUCCGGAUGGCGUGGCAGAAAUCUUUGAGACGGGGUGGAACCGCGAGGCGUGCCUCUGGGCCCGCGGCCUCGACGUCAUCGUCUCGCGGAUCCGCGCGGCGCACUGGCCGGUGACGAACGAAACGGCGCUCUUUCGCGACCAGCACGUCCGCCUACCAAAUGGCGAGCCCAACCUCGUCGUUCCGCUGCGACGCGCCGCGCCUCCAGAGCCCGGCGAGCGGCCGUUCGCCUUCGACGCGGCUGCCGCGCUCGCCGCGCUCGCCCCGCCCGCGGCGGGCCACGACGAAACCACGUUUCUGAGAGCGCUGCGCGAACGCGUCGACCGACGGCUCGCGAUUAUCGACACCCAGCCUGCAACGGAUCCAAGUAAAGAAAACGCAUUCAACGAAUUCGGAAAAACUCACGUUCUGCCGUUUUUGGACACUAAUCGAUUCGACACGUUCGUAGACAAGCUCAAAUUUAAAGACUUCUGCCGCGAGAUAGGCUUGAAAACAACCCCAUUAAUACGCGUUCUUUCUUCUCCGAAUGAACUCGAGGCCGUGUGGUCAACUCUACCUGAAAAGUUCGUUGUAAAAUCAAACAAGGGUGCGGGUCGAAAUGCGAUUGUACAAUCGAAACAAAGUACAAAUGCAAAGGCCGUUUUGCAACAGUUGGAGAAUUGGGACGCGCCGUAUUGGAACAAAAAUGAAUGUCAUUACGAACACACCGUUCCAAGACUAUUCAUCGAGACUUUUAUCGACCCUUUGCCAGAAGACAUCAAAGUGGUAGUCGUCGACAACGUCCCGACGGUGGUCUGGUCGGAUCAAGAUCGCUUUGAAGCUCAUACGCGAACUGUGUAUGCGGUUGAGCGCGGCACUGCAAACUUGACGCGGCUAAACGAUUGUUUCUGGCAUUGUCCUACUGGGCAAUUAAGUCGCAAAAAUGAGAUUGAUCGCUGUGUCGAGAAAGGGCUCAUGAAAGAUGUACUACGAUUCGCCACCGAGAUUUCUCGGCGAAUCGAUUUGAGAAUGGUUCGCGUAGAUUUUUACAUCAUUGACGGCACCGUCACCGGUGGUGAAGUAACCCUGGCGUCGGGCGCUUUCAACGAGAAAAUCUCACUUUCCUGUGCGGAGUCAGCUACUCAAGUUGCAUAAUCUCUACGGCCUUCGAUGGUCGGACCUAGUGUUUCGGAUGCACUGGCACGAGCAAAGCGCCCUGCCUUUCGAUCUGCAUGAAGAGGCCCGGACCACGCCUAAAGUUCACUGUGUAGUGUAGCAGGUAUGAUUCCUUACUAGUAGAGCCCCCGG
This is a messenger RNA of Pelagomonas calceolata, 2518 nucleotides long. The record is from the annotation of a GenBank genome assembly. Lineage: Eukaryota; Pelagophyceae; Pelagomonadales; Pelagomonadaceae.